Molecule: messenger RNA, 1614 nt
Organism: Nelumbo nucifera (sacred lotus)
Lineage: Eukaryota; Viridiplantae; Streptophyta; Magnoliopsida; Proteales; Nelumbonaceae
Product: SUMO-activating enzyme subunit 1B-1-like
Biological process (GO): protein sumoylation
Cellular component (GO): cytoplasm; SUMO activating enzyme complex
Molecular function (GO): SUMO activating enzyme activity
Source: RefSeq, a predicted model, not a curated record
UUUCGUUUGUGCUCUUAGCAACAUUGAUCGAGUAGGGAAAAAAAACCCCGGCACGGAGAACCCUUCCCAGUUCCUCGGGCCAACGAGCUCCAUCCGCUUCCUCUUCUCCGUAGUCGCCAGACAGCUCCAUCCCCUUCUUUUUUCACUCUGCAAGUGUUUUAGCAAUCGUACUUACUUUUAGGGUUUCAUAUUCCAUUCCUGUUUGUGUAAAAUAUACAGUGAAGACCUGGGUUUUGGAUUUUAUUUUUCGCCAUCCAACGACACAAGCAGGUUGCGUUUGAAAAUGGACAGCGAGGAGUUGACCGAGCAGGAAACCGCAUUGUACGAUCGUCAGAUACGUGUAUGGGGGGUUGAUGCGCAGAGGAGGCUGAGCAAAUCCCAUAUAUUGGUCAGCGGAACCAAAGGAACAGUUAUAGAGUUCUGCAAGAACAUUGUUCUAGCAGGGAUUGGUAGUUUGACCUUGAUGGAUGAUCGUCUGGUCACAGAAGAACUACUUUCUGCAAACUUCUUAAUUCCUCCUGAUGAAAAUGCAUUUAGUGGAAACUCUCUUGCUGAACUUUGUUGUGAUUCUUUAAGAGAUUUCAACCCAAUGGUUCGUGUUUCUGUAGAAAAAGGUGAUUUAUCAAGCUUUGGUGGAGAUUUUUAUGACAAGUUUGAUGUUGUAGUUGUCAGUUGUUGCUCUCUUUCAAAGAAGAAGCUAAUCAAUGAAAAAUGUCGAAAGAGUCCAAAGCGGAUCGCAUUUUAUGCAGUUGACUGUAGGGAUUCAUGUGGUGAAAUAUUUGUUGAUUUGCAGAACUACACAUAUGCACAGAAAAAGCUUGAUGAUACUAUUGAACGCACAUUACAGUAUCCAAGUUUUGAGGAAGCAGUUGCAGUGCCUUGGAGUCAACUUCCAAGGAGAGUAUCAAAACUUUUCUUUGCCUCGAGAGUGAUAGAAAGAUUUGAGCAGGCUGAGGGGCGUAAUCCUGGUGAAACCUCAAUUGCAGAUCUCCCAAGUGUUUUGAAGAUAAGAAAGGAACUUUGUGAGGCACAGGCACUUAAUGAAUCUAACAUCCCAGAUGGUCUUCUAGAAAGAUUGCUGGUGGGUACAAAAGAACAUCCUCCGGUUUGUGCAAUCAUUGGGGGGAUUCUCGGUCAGGAAGUUAUUAAAGCGAUAUCAGGCAAGGGGGAUCCUAUCAAGAAUUUCUUUUUCUUUGAUGCCGUGGAUGGAAAAGGUAUAAUAGAGGAUAUAUCAAACCCAAGUACUGGAAGCUGAGGAGCUUUUGUCGGGGAACUUUGUGAUAUUUUGAGAUGAUUCUCGAUCAGGACAUCAUUCUAGAGGUUCCGGUUAAAUUAUAUCGGUUUCUGAAGUGAAUCAUGCAUUGGUGAAUCUAACAACUUUUUCUUGAGAAGUUUGAAUAUUAUCUGGGUUCUCAUACUGAAUAUGUUGUCAACCAUGUAAUGUAUUACCAACAAGGGCAUCUUCUAACUUUUGCCGGAUGUUGUUACUAACAAAUGGCAAAUUUAUACGUUAACCUGCAUUUUUUUCGUUUGUUUUUUAAACUGGUUUGAUGCUGUACAAACUGUUUGGAUCUGAUAUGCUUGCUGUUUAGUCAUUGUUUGUUGGGUUUUCUA